ACUCCAGCAAUUCGGAUGCGGAUUUCGUCCUCUCCGAAAUUACCUGCUUUAAAAGCCUUCACCUCACGCUGGUCAUUUACCCGCUUCCGUUCCACACUUUCAUCUCCUACGUCUGCGGCUUCUCAUCCACGAUGUCCUCCGUUAUUGUCUUCGGCCCAACAGGCAGCGUCGGCUCAUUCGUAGCACGCACUGCACAGGAAAAUGGCGCCACGGUCUUCCUCGCCAUGCGCGACACCCAGAAAGCCAUCCCAGGGCUCACGGCAGAGCAAGAAAAGGUCAACCGCUAUAAGAGAGUCCAAGCAGACUUGACCGACCCCGACUCUGUCGCUGCAGCUAUCAAAGAUUCCGGCGCAAAGCGUGCCUUCAUCUACAGGGCACAUACAACCAAGGACCAUAUGCGCGGCACCCUGACCGCGCUCAAGGAAGCCGGCGUGGAGUUUGUGGUUUUCCUCUCCAGCUAUACCAUCGUCGGGGAGCCGCGGGAUGUCGAGCCAAGUGAUCUGAUCCCCUUCAUCCAUGCGCAGGUCGAGAUUGCGCUAGAUGAGAUAUUUGGACCGGAGAAUUAUGUCGCCUUGCGACCUGGUGGGUUUGCGACGAACCUGCUGCGGUUCAAGAAGGGCAUUAACGAUGGCGCGGUGGAUCUGCUGUCGUCGGAGUUCAAGUUGGAUUGCAUCACGCCCGGUGAUAUGGGCGCUGUGGGUGGAAAUAUACUGGUCAAUGGGCCUCGUAACGGGCAGCGCAAGGUGUACCUUUAUGGCCCUCAAAUCCUGGGGCAGGCAGAGGCCAUUCAGGCCAUUGGCAAGGUUCUCGGCAAGUCGGUUACGAUCGGGUCUCAGACCGAGCAGGAGGCUCUGGAUGGGUUUGUCCAGGCUGGUAUUCCAAAGCCAGUGGCUGAGUACAUGGUCAAGAAGCUUGGGACUGCUACUGCCGGCGAAGGCCGUGCUCACUAUAAUGAGGGUGUGCAGAACGUGCAGCUGUACACGGGCAAGCCAUCUCAGUCUUUGGAAGAAUGGGUGGGGGAAAACAAGGCACUGUUUGCUUAAUUAACGAGAACGUG
Molecule: messenger RNA, 1057 nt
Organism: Aspergillus versicolor CBS 583.65
Lineage: Eukaryota; Fungi; Ascomycota; Eurotiomycetes; Eurotiales; Aspergillaceae
Exons: 1
Coding region: 132-1043 (303 amino acids)
Source: RefSeq, a predicted model, not a curated record